UGCCAAGCAAAUCACACCGGACCAUCAGGUAACAUGGAAGUAAAUGCUGUCAUCGAACUGUUUCGCCGAUCAGAAGAAAAAUACGGAGCGAAAAUCAGCAACUAUAUUGGAGACGGAGAUAGUAAAACUUACGGCAAUUUAGUAAAAGCUAAACCUUAUGGUGAAAAUUUUAUUAUACAUAAAAAAGAAUGUGUAGGUCACGUGCAAAAAAGAAUGGGUAAACGUCUACGUGAUCUAGUAAAUAAAACUGUUGAACAUAAAGUUGUAAAAACCGGAAAAAAUGCUGGUAAAACAAGACAAAGUAAAUUACUCGGUGGCAAAGGAAAGCUCACUGGAAAAGUCAUUGAUAAUUUGAGUCGAUACUACGGAGCAGCAAUCAGACAUAAUUGUGAUUCUUUAGAAGGAAUGAAAAAUGCAGUCUGGGCAACGUUCUACCACCAGCAGUCAACAGACGAUUACCCUCAACACCAUAAGUGCAUGAGCGGUGAGAACUCGUGGUGUUCGUAUCAAAAAGCUUUGGCCACAACAGGAGUGAAAAAUUUCAAUUAUGACUACACUCCACUUCCACAAGAUGUCAUAGAAGCGAUCAAACCGAUUUAUGAAGAUUUGAGUAAAGACGAACUUCUAGAAAGGUGUCUUGGAGGUUUUACUCAAAAUGCCAACGAAAGUUUGAACCAGCUGAUUUGGAGAAUUGCACCGAAAAAAUUAUCUGGCAGCAGACAAAUUGUUAAAUUUGCAUCUUAUGUCUGACAUGGACGUCAGUGUCGGCCCAAGCGCUCACGAGUAUGCAUCAUCUACGGACAGCAAUCGCAUUGAUAGGGCCGAGUUCCAAGCUGUGCAGCAGAGCAAAGAAGCCAGAAUAAAACGAAGACU
This is a messenger RNA of Cotesia glomerata, 873 nucleotides long. RefSeq lists its product as uncharacterized. The record is from RefSeq and is a predicted model, not a curated record. Bases 34 to 750 code for a protein of 238 amino acids. NCBI's taxonomy places the organism in Eukaryota, Metazoa, Arthropoda, Insecta, Hymenoptera, Braconidae. The transcript has 2 exons.